This is a messenger RNA of Lotus japonicus, 1497 nucleotides long. Its product is annotated as 1-aminocyclopropane-1-carboxylate oxidase homolog 1-like. Bases 183 to 1319 code for a protein of 378 amino acids. The record is from RefSeq and is a predicted model, not a curated record. NCBI's taxonomy places the organism in Eukaryota, Viridiplantae, Streptophyta, Magnoliopsida, Fabales, Fabaceae. The transcript has 3 exons.
AAACAAGAAAAUUCGUCCUGCCAAAUUUGUGAUGAUUGUGAGAGACAUGUUUCUUAUCAGCUUGGUAUUAUUCCAUCGAUUUACACAUGCAUUACUACUAUUCAUUUGACUUAUAACCCCUGGCUUUUUUAUUAGGAGCACUGGGCACUGCUAUUCAUUGAGGUGCUAGUUUCUCUCUUAAUAUGGAGGUGAAAAACAUACACCAGUUAGAAGAAGGAACUUAUGACAGGGAAGCUGAAGUGAAAGCCUUUGAUGCCACAAAACUUGGUGUGAAAGGUCUCGUAGAGUCUGGGGUCACAAAGAUCCCACGGAUUUUCAAUUCAGGCAAGUUGGACAUCACUGAAAAUGCACCCACUGAUUCCAUGUUGAAUGUUCCCAUCAUAGACCUCAAGGACAUUCACAACAAUCCAGCUCUGCGUGCAGCGGUAAUUGAUCAAAUUCGAAGUGCUUGCGAGGAGUGGGGGUUUUUCCUGGUGACUAACCAUGGAAUUCCAACAACUCUCUUGGUUGAUAUGAUUGAUGGAAUCCGUAGGUUUCAUGAACAAGUUCCUGAGGUAAGGAAACAAUAUUACACUAGAGAUUUAACAAGUAAAACUCUGUACUUUUCAAAUGCUAGCCUGUACAGAGACAAAUAUUCCAACUGGAGAGAUACUGUUGGAUGUUUAAUGGCUCCUAAGCCACCCAAACCUGAAGAACUGCCUCAUGUAUUUAGAGAUAUUAUAAUUGAAUAUUUCAAUCAAGUAAAGGCAUUGGGUUACAAAAUGCUUGAGUUAUUGUCAGAGGCUCUUGGCCUUAACCCGUCCUUUCUCAAAGAUUUGGAAUGUGGUGAAGGACUAUUUAUGCAGGGUCAUUACAGUCCACCAUGCCCUGAACCUGAGUUAACUUUGGCCGCUUCCAAGCACACUGAUCCUGACUUCUUCACAAUUGUUCUACAAGAUCAACAGGGUGGUCUUCAAGUACUUCAUGCUGAUCAGUGGAUUAAUGUUCCUGCUGUCCAUGGAACUCUUGUUGUGAACACGGGAGAUCUACUACAGCUUAUAACAAAUGACAAAUUUCUCAGUGUUUAUCACCGGGUCUUAGUGAGUCAUGGAGGGCCAAGAGUUUCAAUAGCUAGCUUCUUUGUAAACCCAGUUCAAGAAGAAGGUGCACCAAAGGUUUAUGGUCCUAUUAAGGAAUUGUUAUCAGAAAUAAACCCACCAGUCUAUAGGGAAACCACUAUAUCAGAAUUCUUGGCACAUCAUUUCGUGAAGGGACUUGAUGGGAACUCUGCCUUGAAGCCUUUCAAGUUGGGAAAGCAGGAACCAAUUUCCACUCCAUAAAAGAAUUUGCUCAAAUUGAUGCCCUCUUGAUUCUCAUUAUUGGGAUGGAUGUAAUACUUUAUCUAAAUAACAAGGCAGUUUGUGGCUAUCCAGGAUAAAUGACCACUUUUGUAAAAUAGUACUUGGGUUCUCAGGACUGAAUUAAUAAAUGGACUAUUUUCAUGUGUUGAAAGACUUA